CGCCGCGCUCCGUCCGGGGCGGGGCGGCGCGUUCGGCGGGCGGCGCCGGGGCUGUAGGGGCACGCGGCCCGCUGGUCGCGCCAUGUCGUUCCGCCGCGCUUUGGCGCUGGCCGCCUGCGGGCUGGCCGGAGGCUCCGUCCUCUUCUCCGCCGUUGCCGUGGGCAAGCUGCCGGCCCGCGGCGGCGACGCCGAGCCGCGGCCGGGGAGCUCCCCCGCCUCCGUGCCACCCGCUUCCGCGGCGCCGCCGGGUUUGCUGCUGCUGCCGCCCGCCGCCGCUGCCUCCUGCCCGGCGGCUCCCGGCUGGAUCGAGAGACCUGCCGGUACCGGCGGGUACUGGGACAGCAACUGGGACAGACGUGAACCACUGGCUCUUAUCAACCUCAAAAAGAAAAAUGAAGAAACUGGGGAAGAAGAACUUGCUUCACGCUUAGAUCACUGCAAAGCAAAAGCCACCAGGCACAUAUUCCUUAUCCGUCAUUCGCAAUAUAAUUUGGAUGGCCGGGCUGAUAAAGACAGAACUCUGACCCCACUUGGUCGGGAGCAGGCUGAACUGACUGGACACAGGCUAGCAAGCUUGGGAUUAAAAUUUGAUCAGAUUAUCCACUCGUCCAUGACUAGAGCAACUGAAACAACUGAAAUUAUAAGCAAACAUCUCCCAGGAGUUAAAAAAAUUAGUACUGAUCUGCUGAGAGAGGGAGCACCUAUAGAACCAGACCCUCCAGUCUCUCACUGGAAACCAGAAGCUGUGCAGUAUUACGAAGAUGGAGCUCGAAUUGAGGCUGCUUUUCGAAACUUCAUUCAUAGAGCCGAUGCAAAGCAGGAAGAAGACAGCUAUGAGAUCUUUGUCUGCCAUGCCAACGUGAUCCGCUAUAUUGUGUGCAGAGCAUUGCAGUUCCCCCCAGAAGGCUGGCUGCGAAUGUCUCUUAACAAUGGCAGCAUAACUCACUUGGUGAUACGUCCAAAUGGGAGAGUGGCACUUCGAACACUGGGUGACACAGGUUUCAUGCCUCCAGAUAAAAUCACACGCACCUGAAUGAGCAAAACUGAUGGCUGUCCAGGAGCUGCCUCCAGUCUCUUUGCACUAGUACAUUCAGCUACAGUACCACUAGGUUUUUAUCUGUUAUGUUGGGGUGUGAUGCUGUCUUAAAAAUGUCCUUUAGCCCCUUGCCUCCUUCAUACAUACUCAUAUCUGCCUUUCAGUCCAGAAGAGAAGAAAUCUUUGUAAGCCUGACGCUGUCCAGUCCUCAAGUAUUCCCCAGAACGCCAAGCCGAGCUGUGGAAUACAAAGCAAUUGAAUGUCUGUGUGCUCAGCAGUUGUGAGAGCAUCGACUUCCCCCACUCCCCAUGAGGUUCUAUAACCAAAGCUUGCGCCUGUGGAUGUUUUUCUUGUGCAGGAAAGCAGUUGGUGUGGGAACUGGAAGGAACCGCCUUGUAUCACACUGCAGCUAAAACUGAAGAUGAGCCAGCUUGUUUUGACUCCUGCAGAACUGACAAACGGUAUUCUGCUGCUUGAAGGACAAAGGGAUAGAGCUUCAAUUUUUGUAAGCUGUUGAGGGUGUAUGUUCAUGUGUUGUCGUUCCCCUCUGCCCCCAAGAUGCUCAUGUAAACUGUGCCUGGAGAGUGUAAGCAUAAAGCAAAGAGGGUAAAAAAGCAUUUGCCUCAGAGCUGUGGUGCUAGAAUUAACUGCUGCUUAAACUAAGUGUUCCUCCAUCCUCAGGAAGUACUUUAUUCUGAACAAUGUUUUUCAGUCUCGUAAAGCCUUUAACUAAAACUUGGUCUGUAGAAGGACAUGGGGAUGAGGUUGUAGCAGUAAGAUGGAAAGGAACGCAGCAAUCUUCUGACAGUGCUUCCAGUUACUGACUCUUACAUUGUUAAGUGCUUUCUCCCAUUGAUUUGCUUUUGGUGAUACCUUGCUUUCAGAGUAAAGUCACACCACUGAGGUCAAGGUUGUGAUACUGCAGGUCAGAGCUGCUGCAGCAUUGGCACAAACUGCUGCUUAAAACUACUGUUGCUUGAGUGGUGAAGAAGUAUCUGUGGAGUGGCUUUUUGAGGCCAAAUGCCCAGUACAGAUGUCAGGCAGACUGUGAAGUGGCUCCUCUGUGCGGCUCUGAUGCUGCUGGACUUGUGCUAGCAAAAACGCAGAUGGCUGAGACCUAGGUCAUUUUUGAGGAGGGGGCUCAGAGGGUUGGGGUUGGUUUUUUUUUUUGUGUUUUUUUGGUGUGUGUGGGUUUUUUUGUUCCCCCCCCCCCCCCCCCCCCCAAAGCUGUGUGCUAGGCUGCUGAACCGUGUAGGAAUGGCUCAGAGUACCUGGACUGUUGAAAAAGGUCACUCUAUGCAUAGUCUGCCUUGGUGACAGAGCACAUACUGCAGGACAGCACCACCUGUAACUUGUUUGACAGGUUCUCUUUAUCACCAAGACUGUUGUGGAGACCCUACAUGCUCCUGUCAGAGCUGUAUGGCACACAGCCUAACGAGACAAGGGUGUAUUUGAUACAGGAUUGCUACGGUAGGAUGAGUUCAAGGAAACAGGCUGGUAAGGGACAAAACGUGAUUGGUGUGUAGUGUGAGCUGUGGGGGGCAAGAGGGAACCAUCACAACGUAUCUCUCAUUGAUGCAAUGAGAAUAACUUACCAGUUUUUGUCUAUAACUUUUUAAAAGUUUUGAAUAAAAUAACUGGUCUGUCUUUCUUGUCUCUUCAGUUGGAUAGUUGUGUGACGUCUGCUGUGGAAGGAAGGGCUGCUCAGUGACUUGUGGUUCUGCCAGCUGAGCAGCCUUUGUAGCCCACGUUGCCUGGGGCAACAGUUCAUUUACCUGCUCUGUCCUUUUAACUCCAACUAUCUGAAAUGUAAACUUGAGGUAGGAGCUAGCGCAGUUAGUGAUCAUCACCUGCAGAACCAUGUGCCAGCACUGCAGUGUACGAGGGACUCCCAUUCUCUAGUCACAGCCCUGUGGGGCUCGGCCUUUGGGAGUUCAAGGGCUGCAUCACUACCAUCAUGUCGAACAGGAGCACCAAAGCUGCUGGUAAGAUGAAAACGCUGUGCAUUUUUAUUUGUGUGUGCAUACAUGUACCCUCUCACAUCCACGCCCUUCUUGGUGGGCAGCCAGAGGACACGUGCACAGAAUUUCACCUUUUCAGUGGCACUUCAGUUAUGGGGGAUGAAGUAUGAAAUUUUAAGAUGUACAUACAUAAUUUUUUUACAGGAUUUGGACUUCCUGUCUCAAACAUUUUGAGACGCUUCAAGUCUUCAGUGACAUCACCCAACCUCAUUGCUCACAUACACACACACACACGAUGCAUGAGUUGUGUUGGUAAGGCCUGGCCAAAUUAGUAAUUUGCACAUCAUGGUUAUCAACCCAGCUGCUUGCCACCAUGGCCUGUAAACUAAACACAGCGUCACACUUUUAGCUACUCAUUUAUUUUUUAAUAGAAAGCAGGGUAAGUGUAUUUUUAACAUGACGCUUGACUAAUAAAAAAACCCAAAAAAAAAAAAAAAAAAAAAACCCAAACCACAACUAAUCUUUUGCACCUUUAAAAGUGAAUUUUUUUUUUUGGCCAAGAAAAUACAAUUCAAGCACUAUCCAUCUGAUUUAAAGUGUCUCCACAGGCUCAAUGGGGAAGAGCUUUCUUCACAAUUACGAAUCAUUAGUAGCUACAUAAAUUGCUUUUUAUUUUGAUAGCUGAAGUAAAUAUAUUGUUAGAAAAAAUGACCUCUUAAGAUGCACUACAACUGGACUAAUGCACAUUACAUACCACAGUUAAAAAAAAAAACAAUCUUGACUGAACCAAAACAAAAUGACAAAGUGAAAGGGUCUGGUGGUGGUGUGUGUGUGUGUGGGGGGGGGUGUCUGUCUACAGGUACAUACUAGUAAUAUACUUUUUUUAAAAAAAAAAAAAAAAAGGCAAAGCAUAACAAAGGUAAAAAGGACAAAAAGGAAGAACUAGAGCAUUAGUAUCAGUCUCCUGCCUCUGUGACAAACUCUUAGCAAAAGGGCAACAUCACUAAGGGACAGCUCAAGAAGGUCCCGGCUGGCGAGCAGCAGCUGUGUGUCUAGCAACUUACCCCAUGGAUUAGGCUUUAACAGGGUAUCAGGCAAUUACUAAUCAUCUGAGUCAUUUCUCCAGAAUGACAGACAUCAUUUACAUUAAAUUAUUAAAAAAACCCAACAAACCCAAACCAGAACUUAAACACCCCCAAGCCCAAACCAAAAAAAAAACCCAAAACAAAAAACCCCAAACCCUUUAAAGUAAACCUGUAGGAAUGUGUGACCUAAAAAAAUUGUUUGCGACCAGGGAGACUGCUGCAUCAAAAAACCCAGACUGGAAAAAGCCUUAUGAAAAAGAUCAGUUAAUAUACUUGGUAACAGAGCAGGUUAUGUUGGCUUGGUUUGUUUAAAUGUCUCUUGAAGAAUGACACUGCCCUGCAACCUCCAGCUCAGUGUCUGGAAUAUCACUAAUGACAGUCAUUUGUGUAAAGCAGCUCUUCAUGGUGUCCAGCUCACUGGAAAUAGGCUUAAUUAUAAAGAAAUAGCUAAAUAAGCCUUCUUUUAGAAUAAUUUCUAAACUAGGAAUGCUCUCCCACAGUGGAGAGCUAUCGCACCAAAUAAUCAAACUUAGAAAGAGACAUUAAAAAUACGGUCCGUUCAGAAAGCCCAGAAGAAAAACUGUAUUUUAUGUGCCCAUAGUAAGUGGAUGCCACUUUCUUUAAAACUUCUAAAAGAACAAAAA
Messenger RNA from Grus americana (Whooping crane), 4726 nucleotides. RefSeq names its product PGAM family member 5, mitochondrial serine/threonine protein phosphatase (gene PGAM5). The record is from RefSeq and is a predicted model, not a curated record. Gene Ontology annotation, biological process: positive regulation of mitochondrial fission. Gene Ontology annotation, cellular component: mitochondrion. The transcript is spliced from 6 exons. Bases 83 to 1033 code for a protein of 316 amino acids. Lineage: Eukaryota; Metazoa; Chordata; Aves; Gruiformes; Gruidae.